Molecule: messenger RNA, 882 nt
Organism: Salvia splendens (bonfire salvia)
Lineage: Eukaryota; Viridiplantae; Streptophyta; Magnoliopsida; Lamiales; Lamiaceae
Product: glycylpeptide N-tetradecanoyltransferase 1-like
Exons: 3
Coding region: 149-787 (212 amino acids)
Biological process (GO): N-terminal peptidyl-glycine N-myristoylation
Cellular component (GO): cytoplasm
Molecular function (GO): glycylpeptide N-tetradecanoyltransferase activity
Source: RefSeq, a predicted model, not a curated record
UUUUCAUUUGACUUCGGACUUUCUCAGUGGAAAAGGAUUAUUUCUCUUGAAAUCACCUACUUUUUCCCCCCAAAAGUUAGGCAACGUUGAUCUCCAUUGCUCUCAUUGUGCUGCUUGCGAAUCGGUGUUAAGUAUAAGUUCUCCAAGAAUGGCUGACAAUGAUGCUCCAGCUGAAAACAUUACCUCUAACAAGAGUAAUGCAUCUUCGGAGAAGGAAAUUGAAAUGUCGAUUGACGCAUUGGCAAGUCAGGUUCAAGAAUCCUUCUCACUUUCGAAGAGACAUAAGUUCUGGGAGACCCAACCGGUUGGCCAGUUCAAUGAUCCUGGAGAUACAAGCCUGCCUGAAGGACCGAUUCAACAGCCUACACCACUAUCUGAAGUCAAGCAAGAGCCGUAUAUUCUUCCAUCCGCCUAUGAAUUGGUUACGUGCGAUCUGGAUUCUGAGGAGGUGUGUAGUGAGGUUUAUACCUUAUUGACCAAUAACUAUGUUGAGAAUGAUGAUAGCAUGUUUAGAUUCAAUUACUCAAAAGAGUUUCUUAGAUGGGCACUCUGUCCUCCUGGUUAUUUUCGGAGCUGGCACAUUGGGCUGAGGGUUAAGACUUCAAAGAAACUGGUUGCAUUCAUAAGUGGAAUCCCUGCAAAAAUUCGUAUCCGUGAUGCUGUAAUGCUGCUUGCAGAGAUCAAUUUUCUGUGUGUACACAAGAAGCUCCGAUCAAGAAGACUUACUCCAGUCAUGAUUAAGGAGGUCGUUGAAUCCGAAGAAGCUAAUCGACGUUGGGUUUUCUAGAAUUGAUGCAUGGGAUACCAUGACCCGGUACAUCAACUUUUUCAAGUUACCGGAGCAAACCGCGACCCCUGGCCUCAGAAAGAUGGAACCCCGUG